Messenger RNA from Drosophila guanche, 1705 nucleotides. RefSeq names its product cyclin-dependent kinase 4 (gene Cdk4). The transcript has 7 exons. The coding region runs from base 403 to 1356 and encodes 317 amino acids. Gene Ontology annotation, molecular function: ATP binding; cyclin-dependent protein serine/threonine kinase activity; cyclin binding. Gene Ontology annotation, biological process: protein phosphorylation; signal transduction; regulation of G2/M transition of mitotic cell cycle. Gene Ontology annotation, cellular component: nucleus; cytoplasm; cyclin-dependent protein kinase holoenzyme complex. The record is from RefSeq and is a predicted model, not a curated record. Lineage: Eukaryota; Metazoa; Arthropoda; Insecta; Diptera; Drosophilidae.
ACUGCAACCAAACGACUCGACUCUAUUCGGCUUCCUCGCAGUGAUCUUACAAAUAUUGUUAAAUUGUUAAAUCUAUGUUUUAAGAAACUUAAUUAAACUGCUGCAUGGCCCCAACCUAGGCCCGCGUCGGUGUGUGCUGUGCUAUGAUCGCCGCUCGGUUGCUUGCUGAUUAAAAAAGUAAUUUCCAAAAAACUUUGUUCGACAACAUUUUUUUUAUUCAUUUAUAUGUGUGCGCCUGUGUGUAGAGAUCACGUCUGUUUUAGAGUGCGAUCGGACGCGUGUGUGUGAGUUGCAGUCUCAUGUCCAGCCCUUUAUGUGUCGGUGAAAGUUCGUGUCCCCCCGCAAACCCACGUAAUUGUAAUAUCCCAACCAAGAAGCCAAAUCAAAAACAAGCACAUACACAUGUCACAAUCGCCUCAACACAAGCGCCAGAAGAUGUCCCACGGAAAAAACUUUGGCGACGGGGACCCGUUCAACUACGAAGAGCUCAACAUCAUUGGAACAGGCGCCUACGGGACGGUCUACAGGGCUCGGGACACAGUUACGGGCAACAUUGUGGCCCUAAAAAAGGUCCGCAUCGCCCUCAAUGAGAACGGAGUCCCAAUGUCCACGCUGCGGGAGAUCUCUUUGCUGAAGCAGCUCAAUGCCAGCGAUCACGCCAACAUUGUCAAACUGUUCGAAGUAUGCCAGUUUCUGGAGCGAGACGGUCAACUGAUGAUUCUACUGGUGUUUGAGCACCUGGAGCAGGAUUUGUCCGACCUCAUCGAACGUCUGCCAAAAUCGGGCAUGUGCCCCACCACAAUCCAGCGUCUGUCGCGUGAACUCUUAACCGGCGUGGACUUUCUGCACUCUCAUCGCAUCAUCCACCGCGAUCUGAAGCCACAGAAUCUUCUGGUCUCCGCGCAGGGCCAUCUAAAGAUCGCCGACUUUGGCCUGGCCAAGACGUACGACUCCGAGAUGAAGCUGACAUCGGUGGUGGUUACGCUGUGGUACCGCGCUCCCGAGGUACUGCUUGCCCAGCCCUACAACAGUUCCGUGGACCUCUGGAGUGCCGCCUGCAUCAUCUUUGAGAUGUUCAACCGGAAGGCUCUGUUCCCGGGCACAUCGGAGAAGAACCAGUUGGACCGCAUAUUCGAGCUGACGGGACGACCCACAGAUCAGCAGUGGCCCAAAACCAUCUCUGUGGCACGGGAGCAUUUCCCACACCGCCCUCCCAAACGGCCACGAGACUUUUGUCCCAACCUCUGCGAGUACUCCGACGACCUGUUGAAUCAAAUGCUGUCAUUCGACAUAGGCAUGCGGCCAUCGGCAUUGGUUUGCCUGGAGCACGAGUACUUCACGCAGGAGCCGCUUUAAGGCAUGGCCACCGAUGGAUGCGAUGGACAGAGCUCCCAGACGUGGUCGGGUGGAGUUCGUACCCAUUGGAUGGCCGCAACCAGUGUUCUGUUCUUGUCAUAAUGUUCCUUUAAAUGCAGUCCAGCAUGUCGUUCAUUUUCCAGUCCAGGUGGAAGCAGUCUUCCUGCAGCAGAAAAAGAAUGAAUACCUUAAUGUUUGUAGCUAGUAAGUCAAGUGUAGAACGUGCGCUGUAGAUAGCGCUAAAAGUCCCUAAAAGUUUAACGAUUCUCGGGGGAGGUCAGUCCCCAUCCGAAAUGUGAUACAACAAGUUCAGGAAUACAUUAUACAAUUUCAAAAUUUUGUACAGCAA